AUGACUGUGGAACACCUAACCGAAAAUGAUAUUGAAGUUGUAAAAAAAGAAAAUAAAUUUACACCGAUUCCAGCUUUUGGAAAUACAGUAAAGGCUUUUGCUGGUGCUGGUUCCUUUGCAUUACCAUGGGCAAUGCAACAAGGAGAAAAGAGAGGACCAGAUGUUCCACCAUGUUCCUAUGCUGACAUUGCUGCAUACGCAUACGGACGUGCUGGAGAACUAGCACUCUGUUUUAUGAACUUCUCUGUUACAAUGGCUAUUUGUGUUGCAUAUCUCAUUCUGGUCGGCCAAAAUUUCGGUGAACUCUGUAACUAUAAUCAACAAACAAUCAUUUGGUACACAAUGCCCGCCAUGGUUAUUUUAUGUUUCCUAACUGAUAUGAAAUAUUUGUCAUACACCAGUAUUUUUGGUGCCCUCUCAUUAUUAUUUGCUAUGGGCACAAUUAUGGUCUAUGGUGGCAUUGACUAUAGUAUCAAACCAUACGACGAAUACAAGGUAGAUUAUUCAAAUGUUCCAUUGUGGUUCGGUGUAGCUGCCUUCUUCUUUUGUAACCAUAUCGUUGUAAUUCCAAUAUCACAUGCAAGUGGCGAUGUUCGACGUUAUCCAAAGGUUCUAAACUAUGGAAUGCUUUUCAUUACCAUUGUAAACUUGACAUUCGCAAUCCUUGGAUACUUUUAUUUUUACUUUUAUGUAGAUCCAGUUACAGGUGUCGUUGGUGUACCCUCUGCCAUCACCCAAGUGUUGCCAAAGGGUGCAUUUGCAAAUGUUGUCCGUGCAUGUAUUGUUCUCGAGUUGAUCUGCUCGUAUCCCAUUGUUUUCGGAGCCGGUAUGAAUGUAGUUGAAUCGUCAGUGAAAAUAUUCUUCAAGCAUUUCUCUGCAUUCCCAGUCUCUGAUAGGAACGAAGAUGGAAAGAAGUUGUUUAUCUCGAGAAAUUGGAAAUUCUAUGUACUUCGUGUAUUAUUUAAUGUUGCAUUGGCUGCAAUAGGAACAAACAUUAAAAAUUUUGGAUCUUACACAUCAUUGAUUGGAUCAUUGAUGCUUGCCCUAACUGGAUUGGUUGUUCCACCAUUAUUGUAUAUUAAAUAUUAUCCAGAGCAAUCGAGGCUCUUGUUUGCUGCACAUAUUGCUAUUGUUGUAUUUGGUUUAGGUGCAACUGGAUAUGGUACUUACCAAUCCAUUGUUGACCUUAUCAAUCAAUAG
Molecule: messenger RNA, 1200 nt
Organism: Heterostelium album PN500
Lineage: Eukaryota; Evosea; Eumycetozoa; Acytosteliales; Acytosteliaceae
Exons: 4
Coding region: 1-1200 (399 amino acids)
Biological process (GO): amino acid transmembrane transport
Cellular component (GO): vacuolar membrane
Molecular function (GO): amino acid transmembrane transporter activity
Source: RefSeq, a predicted model, not a curated record